This is a messenger RNA of Ramularia collo-cygni, 1740 nucleotides long. Its product is annotated as probable high-affinity phosphate permease, phosphate-repressible. The transcript is spliced from 2 exons. Bases 1 to 1740 code for a protein of 579 amino acids. NCBI's taxonomy places the organism in Eukaryota, Fungi, Ascomycota, Dothideomycetes, Mycosphaerellales, Mycosphaerellaceae. Gene Ontology annotation, cellular component: membrane. The record is from RefSeq and is a predicted model, not a curated record. Gene Ontology annotation, biological process: transmembrane transport; phosphate ion transport. Gene Ontology annotation, molecular function: phosphate transmembrane transporter activity.
AUGGCGACCCGAACAGCCGGAGGCAAUUCUGCCUUCCACAACUUCCACAACGACUAUGCUCACAUCGCCGACCCCAACGAGCGCCGCAGACUCGCUCUCGCAGAGAUUGACAAGGCUCCCUUUGGUUGGUACCAUGUACGCGCCUGUCUGGUCGCUGGUAUCGGUUUCUUCACCGAUGCCUACGACAUCUUCGCAAUCGGCAUCGUCACCACCAUGUUGGGUGUUGUCUACUGGCAGGAGUCUGCUACUCCUGGCAAGAUCUCCGUUUCCUCCGACACCGCCAUCAAGGUCGCAACCUCUGGAGGCACUGUCAUCGGGCAGCUCGGUUUCGGUUUCCUCGCUGAUGUCGUUGGUCGCAAGAAGAUGUACGGUCUUGAACUGAUUAUCAUCAUCUUCGCCACUGUCGCCCAGGCUUUGACUUCCGGCUCCGCUGCCAUGUCUGUUACCGGUACCAUCAUCUUCUGGCGUGUUCUCAUGGGAAUCGGUAUUGGUGGUGAUUACCCAUUGUCUUCCGUCAUUACUUCCGAAUUCGCUACCACCAAGUGGAGAGGUGCCAUGAUGGGUGCCGUCUUUGCCAUGCAAGGUCUUGGUCAAUUCGGUGCUGGAAUCAUCGCUCUCAUUGUCACUGUUGGCUUCAAGGAGUCACUGAUGAGCGCCCGCGGCGCUAACGCUACUGCUGUCGUUGCUGCAUGCGAUGGCGUUUGUCUCAUCGCUGUUGACAAGAUGUGGCGCAUCAUCAUCGGGAUGGGUGCCGUACCUGGCUGCAUCGCUCUCUACUUCCGUCUGACCAUCCCCGAGACCCCUCGCUACACCUUCGAUGUCUCUCGCGAUAUCGUCAAGGGUGGCUCCGACAUCAAGGCCUACCUCGCUGGUACCGCCGAGGGUGUCCCAGACGAGGUUACCCGUGUCAACAACAUGCGCGACUCUGCACCACAGCUUGAGGUCCCAAAGGCUUCCUGGACCGACUUCUUUGGUCACAUCUCGCAGUGGAAGUAUGGCAAGGUUUUGCUCGGAACUGCUGGUUCUUGGUUCCUCCUCGAUGUCGCAUUCUAUGGUGUCGGUCUCAACAACGCUACCAUCUUGACCGCUAUCGGCUACGCUGGCGGUACGACCGCGUACGAGUACUUUUACAACAUUGCUGUCGGCAACAUGAUCUUGGUCUGCGCUGGUGCCAUUCCCGGUUACUGGGUCRCCGUCGCUCUCGUUGACACUGUCGGACGUAAGCCAAUUCAAAUGAUGGGUUUCAUCAUUCUGACCAUCAUCUUUUGCAUCAUGGGCUUCGCAUACAAGCCGAUUGGAGAGAACGGUCUUCUCGCUUGCUACGUUAUCGCACAGUUCUUCUUCAACUUCGGACCCAACUCGACCACCUUCAUCAUUCCCGGCGAGUGCUUCCCAACUCGCUACCGUUCCACCUGCCACGGUAUCUCUGCCGCAUCCGGUAAGGUCGGUUCUAUCAUCGCCCAGGCUGCUCUGGCUCCUCUCCGCACACGUGGUGCCACCAAGGAGAACGCUUCUCCAUGGCUCAACCACGUUCUCCAGAUCUACGCUCUUUUCAUGCUUCUCGGCUGUGGUACCACUCUUCUGGUCCCAGAGACAAAGCGUCUCACUCUCGAGCAGCUCGCUGGUGAGGUGCCUGGUACUCCUCAGUACGACCCUGUCCUUGCUGGUCGUAACGCGAUGCGCACCGAUUCGGACCCAUCAGAUGAGAUUUCUCGUGAGAAGGGAGAUCACAAUGUUUAA